Molecule: messenger RNA, 923 nt
Organism: Mus pahari (shrew mouse)
Lineage: Eukaryota; Metazoa; Chordata; Mammalia; Rodentia; Muridae
Exons: 2
Coding region: 1-483 (160 amino acids)
Source: RefSeq, a predicted model, not a curated record
AUGGGGUUCAGAAUUACAAGUCUUCUAAUAACUUUAAUUUCUGAGUUUUCAACAACGACUACGGGGAGAUCUGGGGUGACCAGAGUUUCCCCCUCACAACGCGCGAGACCCCGGCGACGCGCCCGGCCCUCAGCGGCCACCGCGCGGUAUCGCCCGAAACUCAGCGCCCAGCCCUAUUGGCCGUCGCCGCCACUCCCCUCCCAGCCCGCGGCGUCGCCCGGGGAGCCGGGCCGCCCACCCGGCACGGUCGAGAGUCUCGGCCCGGUGAGCAGAGCCAACUGGACACCCGAGGCCAAACUCUUACCUGUACUCGGAGGUGAACACCGUGAAGCGACGGAGACCACCGCGACUGGGACGCGCGACCCUCGGAGAGAGACGUCCAGCCGGAUAGAGGAGAGGACGGGUCUCCAGAGGCGCCGAGAAAUGGCGGCGCAAGGCGCGAGCCCACCCUGCGCUAAUCCCCGGAGGACCCCGGCCGCCUGAGGGCACGCCCCUUAAAGCCCCAUCCAAGGCCCGCCCCCCAAAGGGCGGGGCGCUCCGCUCUUAAAGGGGCAAUGGCACCGCCCCUGAAAUUGGCCUCCUGAGACCAGAAUUUAAACUAGCAGCACUAGGUGGGGCUGACAGAAAUAAAGAAAGGCAGUUCACCUUUAAUCCCAAUACUCCAGGGGCAGAGGCAGAGGCAGAGGUAGGUGGAUUUCUGUGAGUUCGAGUCCAGCCAGGUCUACUUAGUUACAGGUCAGCCAGGAUUACUUAGUGAAAUCCUGUCUUCUAAAAAAAGAUUAUUUCUUCUGUGUGUAUACGUAUGGGUCAGGGAAAGAUAUGCCACAGUUCUUGUCUGAGAACAACCUGCAGAAGUUGGUUCUCUCCUAUCAUGUGGGCGCAGGGGCCCGAACUCAGGCCUUCACACUUGGAGUGAAGCAUUU